Aspergillus heteromorphus CBS 117.55 is the source of this 2830-nucleotide messenger RNA. RefSeq names its product rDNA-binding RNA polymerase I transcriptional factor. The transcript has a single exon. The coding region runs from base 314 to 2437 and encodes 707 amino acids. Gene Ontology annotation, cellular component: nucleus. Gene Ontology annotation, biological process: transcription initiation at RNA polymerase I promoter. The record is from RefSeq and is a predicted model, not a curated record. Gene Ontology annotation, molecular function: RNA polymerase I general transcription initiation factor activity; RNA polymerase I core binding. NCBI's taxonomy places the organism in Eukaryota, Fungi, Ascomycota, Eurotiomycetes, Eurotiales, Aspergillaceae.
CUUUUCUACGGACUACUCCCCAGACGGGCCUCCAGAACACCUCUGGUCUGACUUCUUCUCACAGCCCAAAUUUAUCCAGUGCGUGUGUUGAAUAGACAGAUGAAGGUUUCCCCCGUCCUCCUUAUCUCCAGGCGCGUUUGUCUUCUGUAGCAACACGAGGUGGAUCACCCAACUCGCACUGGCCGUGUCGUGUGCUCUGCAUUGAUCUGUUUCGAUUUCUGCCAUUCACUCGUUUGUGGGAGACUACUACCCAUGACUGGAUUUGGGCGAAUUUCUCCAGCCACCGCAUUCUAGAAUUACCGACUCCAUCAUCAUGGUCGUCUUUGCCUCCUCCCCCCUCGGCCCAACGGGCUCCAGAACGCCCGGGAUGCUAGCUGUGUCGUCGCCAGUGUCCAUCCUUAAAACGCCCAAGAGAGACCCAAGAGACGGGGUCGUACCCAUCCCCGUAAUGGAUGACAAUUUCAGCGACCUCUCCCUUCCCUCAUCCCCGGUCAUGUACGACUCCGACGACAGCAUCUCUCCCCGAAAGCGGAGCCGGGUGACAUUCAAUAGAGACGUGUCAUAUCAUAAUGAACCCGAACGGAAACGGCAACCAGAGAAGAGUGUAGCCGUCGUGCGCGAGGAGGUGCGCAGGGCUAUUCAACGGCAUGUCUCUGGUACCGGCAGCGAGGCAUACGACUGCAUCAAGGAGAGGUUUUCGUUGGACCCGCGGCGCCGGGAUCAGGACAACAUGUUUGCCUACGAUGUACCUACAAACACAUCCUUGAGGCAUCACCUCCUGGGUCUUUUGUCAAACGUGGCGUCUUUGGAUCGCAGUUGCAAUGGACUGGUCCACGCUGUGCUGAAUAGCGUAUGGUUGGGUCGGGACGAGUCGUACAUCAAGCUGUAUAUACGCUUUAUCGGUAACCUUGCUGCCGCUCAGGGAAGCUAUCUGGGGCCGGUGCUCAAAAUGCUGGUCAAUUAUCUAGGGGAGCUUCCCAAGGACACGGGCAGAGUGCCUGGCUAUCCGCGCGUCCAUAUUCCUGAAAUCUACACCCGGGUGCAUAUGGCCCUGCGCCAUGUGAUGCACUUGAUCCCCUCCGGUAGUGGAACGCUUUCGCCCAUCCUGUCCCACCAAUUCCCCUUUGAUACCGAUUCCGCUAAGGGCAACAUUGCGUACACGCGAAAUCUCAUCCGGAUCAUCAGUUAUACGCCAGAGCUUCAUGGAGACAUUCUCACACUGAUAACCGAGAAACUGGUGAAAAUUGACGUGCACAUUCAGGUGGACUUGGAAGACAUCGAAGACGAAAUGGAAGAGACUGUCCUGCAGAGUGUCUCCCCAGAAUCCUUCAUAUAUGAGGAGGAAGACCGAGAGGACGACUCUGACGACUCUGACGACGACUCCAUCAUGAGUGAUGAAUCGGUCGAUAAUGAGUCCAAGCGGCUUCAGGGCAUCAAGGACAAUAUCCUCAAGCUUGAUGGCAUGAUCGACACACUAUUUGAAUACUAUGCGCCUUCUUUUACAAUGGGCAGCGUGGAAGAAAUGCAAAACGCCUUCGACCUUCUAUUGAGCCAUUUCAUGAGCAUCAUUCUCCCAACUUACCGCUCUCGCCACUCUCAAUUCCUCCUGUUCCACUUCUCUCAAGCAUCCCCCGAUCUUGUGGGUCGCUUUGCUAGAAGGUGUACUACUAUCAUCUUCGACAAGAAGCAUCCAGCGAUCAUGCGUCAAUCGGCUGCCGCCUACCUAGCCAGCUUUGUUGCCCGCGGAGCCCAUGUCUCCGGUGACGUCGUUCGGGAUAUGUUCGACAGAUUGGGCCAGCAUCUGGACGAACUUAGGAAGAUUUAUGAUCCCACGUGUCGGGGCCCCGACCUCCGCCGAUACGGCCCGUUUUAUUCCAUCGCACAAGCCUUGCUUUAUAUCUUCUGUUUCCGCUGGCGGGAUCUGACCAAUGCUGCCGUUGAGGGCUACACUCCCGAUCAACUGGACGAGCUCGAGCCAGAAGAUAUUACAUUCCGGCCGUCGGUAAGGAAAGUGCUCGACCAACUGAUUAACGCGAAAAUGAACCCCCUGAAGGUGUGCUCGCCCACCAUCGUGACACAGUUCGCGCGCAUGUCUUAUCACUUCAAACUGGCGUACGUGUUCAGCAUCCUGGAGAAAAACAAGCGCCUGCGCGUGUCUUCUGUCCGCAGCAUCGGCGCCAUGGCCGAUCCACGCUACGGCCAAGUGGAACGUGAAAUCCGUGCCGGUGAUGAUAUCGGCCACCAGCUCGAUGCAUACUUCCCAUUUGAUCCCUAUCAGCUACCUCGCAGCCGACGCUGGGUGGAUGCGGACUAUGUCAACUGGCGCGGUAUCCCCGGUCUUGAUGAGGCAGAUGAUUCGGACAACGACGCUGAUGAUGAUGAUUAUGAAUCUGAUGACCACCUCAGCGAUGGAACCGAAACGGAUGAUGAACUGUGAUGAAUCGACACUUCUGAAGAUGGAAGAAAAAGAUCCGAAAAAAAAAACAAACACAAAAGUGCUUUCACUAUUUCUCGUGCUAUUGGCGAGUUCAAUACCCAAUCUGUUUGCGAAUUUUCCGGCCAUACUGCUUUGCAGCAAGCCAUGUUUUUUUUUUUUUUUACUAGAAAAGAAAGAAAUAAAGAGGAAUCUUAUUGAAGAAUUAGCCGUCAUUUAAUGUAUGCUUCUGGUUCGGGCUCCUCAUGUAUGUUUUAACACCAUCAUGCCGCCAUAUGAAAGCUUGUUUCCUUCCACAUCAUCUUAUCGUACCUUCGGAUCGCAACUUCGGGUCAUGGAUGUUAUACUUCUAUCUAUGGUCAUGAAUCAGAAGAUAUCGGCAGGUAGAAAUGAAAU